Molecule: messenger RNA, 204 nt
Organism: Protopolystoma xenopodis
Lineage: Eukaryota; Metazoa; Platyhelminthes; Monogenea; Polystomatidea; Polystomatidae
Source: the annotation of a GenBank genome assembly
AUGAACAGACGCUUGGCCGUCUACAAUGACCAAUUGGCCGACUUCGACCAAUAUCUACAGGAGUUCUCUGCCAGUCUGUAUGCCCGUUUCAACGGCACCAUGAUUGUGUCCGCCAACUCCUUCCUCAUAAGGAGGAAAUUUCCACCUCAGUCUAGAUGGUCCCUGGUGCGAGAGCUCAGAUCGAAAGACACCGACUACCAGUAA